Molecule: messenger RNA, 1447 nt
Organism: Arabidopsis thaliana (thale cress)
Lineage: Eukaryota; Viridiplantae; Streptophyta; Magnoliopsida; Brassicales; Brassicaceae
Gene: VAMP727
Product: vesicle-associated membrane protein 727
Exons: 5
Coding region: 577-1299 (240 amino acids)
Biological process (GO): membrane fusion; vesicle-mediated transport
Cellular component (GO): cytoplasm; endomembrane system; membrane
Source: RefSeq, marked reviewed
AACACAGUUACGGUCAUUUCAAUUCUAACCCGAAAAAAUAAUAAAGAACCGGUAAUAUCCAAAUCAAAGUAUCAAACCAAGGCGAAAUAGAAUGGGUUUCCGAUUUCAAUAGCUAACUUUCAUAAACCGAGAACCGAAACCGGAAACAAUCAAACCAAACCAUUUGGUGAUUAAAGAAUUAAUCAGCAUUAAGUUAUGUCAUAUCAUCUCCUGCUAAAAGCCUAAAAAGCUAAAACUAGUCGUGACUCGUCGUCGUCUGAUAUUACCAGAUUCCUGAGAAUUUGAGCCUAAUCCUUCAUCACCAAGCUAAGUCUCAAGGUACUCAUUCCUCUCUCGCUUUUGUUUCUUCUGCUACUGCUACUGCUAUGCGUCGUUUGAUUCCUCCUUCAAUUUCGUCUUCUCCGAUCAUAUCUCUAUACUUUUCUUCCGGAAGUAAAUAGCACCGAUCUUUUAAUUGCGUCGAUUUUCAACCUAAUCGGAGCAUAAGAACACGUUUUCCGAUUUAUAAUUGUUGCGCUUCGGUAUCUGAUUGUGGUUGUGGUUGACUUCUUCUUCAAAGGUUUCACGAGUACAAUAAUGAGUCAAAAGGGUUUGAUAUAUAGCUUUGUUGCUAAAGGAACAGUUGUUCUAGCAGAGCAUACUCCUUAUUCAGGAAACUUUAGCACCAUUGCUGUUCAAUGUCUGCAGAAGCUACCCACAAAUAGCAGCAAGUAUACUUACUCUUGCGAUGGUCAUACUUUCAAUUUCCUUGUUGACAAUGGCUUUGUGUUUCUAGUGGUUGCUGAUGAGUCCACCGGAAGAAGUGUUCCUUUCGUGUUUCUCGAACGGGUCAAGGAAGACUUUAAGAAGCGGUAUGAAGCGAGUAUAAAGAAUGAUGAGCGACAUCCUCUUGCGGAUGAGGACGAAGAUGAUGAUUUGUUUGGAGAUCGGUUUAGCGUUGCAUACAAUCUUGACAGGGAGUUCGGGCCCAUACUAAAGGAGCAUAUGCAGUAUUGUAUGAGCCAUCCAGAAGAGAUGAGCAAACUUUCUAAGUUGAAGGCCCAAAUAACUGAGGUCAAGGGGAUCAUGAUGGACAACAUUGAGAAGGUUCUGGACAGAGGAGAGAAGAUCGAACUUCUGGUUGACAAAACCGAGAACCUACAGUUCCAGGCAGAUAGCUUCCAGAGACAAGGAAGGCAGUUAAGAAGGAAGAUGUGGCUACAGAGUCUGCAGAUGAAGCUGAUGGUGGCUGGUGCUGUUUUCUCUUUUAUUCUCAUCGUUUGGGUUGUUGCUUGUGGAGGUUUCAAAUGCUCAUCAUGAUGUUUCGCUUCGUUUGUAUCUGUUUUAACACUUAAAUUGCAUGCUCAUGUUUGUACAUGGAAGAACUUAUAAUAACAUAUCAUCAUAUCAUCAUCAUCUCCCACAUGCUGUGAUGCUAUAUAUAUAAAAAAAAUGUUUUUGUUCUCAA